Messenger RNA from Aspergillus sclerotioniger CBS 115572, 1190 nucleotides. RefSeq names its product arylamine N-acetyltransferase family protein. Gene Ontology annotation, molecular function: acetyltransferase activity. Lineage: Eukaryota; Fungi; Ascomycota; Eurotiomycetes; Eurotiales; Aspergillaceae. The coding region runs from base 203 to 1150 and encodes 315 amino acids. The record is from RefSeq and is a predicted model, not a curated record. The transcript is spliced from 3 exons.
CGACCGACCAGUACUGACUGCCAUCAACCCAAUGAUAGUCCGUUCGCGGUGCCUGACGGACAUGGUUAUCGGGGAUAUCGGGGACGCCCCACGAGGCCAUCCGUUUAGUCCAUUCCUGGAAGCCAUCUGGCCACGUCCCCGACUUGUUCUAAGACACCAUUGAUCUCCGACAGCCUAUAUUUGCACACGAUAUACUAUCCAAAUGGCCAGCUACACUCCCCAACAACUUGAACUCUACCUCGAGCGGAUCCGCUACCCCGGGUCCGCCACCACCUCCCGGCUGCAAUGUCUCCAGCAGGCCGUGACAGACAAUCCCCUGGCCGCUCUGGCUGAACUGCAACGACGACAGCUAUCGUCCAUCCCGUGGGGCAACUCUGCCCUGCAUUAUUCCACUCACCGGACCAUCUCUAUCCGUCCGGCGUGCGUCUUUGAGAAACUAGUCGCGCGAGCCCUGGAUGGCUACUGUAUGGAGAACAAUACCCUGUUAUAUGCAGUCUUGCGCUCUCUGGGGUAUCAGGUCUAUCCCACGGGGGGCCGCGUGUGUCUGGCAGCGUCGGGGCAAACGUAUGAGGGGGUGGAGAAGUUGUGGACGGGGCUGUCACAUAUGGUGCUGAUUGUGGUGAUCGAGGGCCAGAAAUACAUGGUCGACGUCGGGUUCGGGAACAAUGGCCCUACCAGUCCCUUGCUGCUGAAACCGGAUUUCGUUUCGGUCUGCAUGGCCCCGACAGAGACGCGCCUGGUUUAUGACGCCCUCCCCGAGUUCGUGGAUCAGACUCAAAGGGUUUGGAUCUAUCAGAUCAGAUAUACGCCCGACAGCCAGUGGAUCCCCAUGUACUCAUUCCUAGGCACCGAGUUCCUCCCCCAGGAUUUCGAGGUCAUGAAUUUCGCGACCAGCCAGCGGCAGACGAGCUGGUUUACGCAGACCUUGGUCUGCAGCCGAAUGUUCCUGGAUGAGAAGGAGACGGCCGUGCAGGGGCUGUAUGUCCUGACCGGGAAGGAGGUGAAGAAGAGGCAGUUCGGCCAGUCGGACGUCGUAGAGACGCUGCACUGCGAGGCAGACCGGGUCACUGCCCUCGCCAAGUGGUUUGAUAUGAAUCUCCGCGACCACGAAGUCGAGGGCAUUCGCGGUUUAGUCUCGGAGAUCAAAUAGAUUGGGAAGCUAGAGUCUACCUGGCAGCGCCCAGCAGGCC